AUGGGAGAAGCAACUCCUGGAAAGUGGUGGGAGACUCCUUUAGGUUGGACAUGGGGCGAAUCAUUGGAUCAAGCGAUUGAAUGGGCAAUCGAGAGAAAAUGGUUUAAUCCACCCAAGGAUUUCUGCCGGUGGUGGAGCGAACAGAGCAGUGCUGGCAAGUCAGACAGUGCCAGUGUAGCUGCCUCGGAGGAAGGGCAAACUUCUUCGUCGACGGCGACCGCGAGGAAGAACUCUGGGAAAGAGUUUGUGCCUGAGUACGAUGGCGCGUCUUCGAUGCGGGAGUACCGGCGGAGGGUUCGACUGUUUGAGUCGACCACGUCCAUCGACAAGUGCUUCCAAGCAGGCCGGCUGGUCGAGAGGAUGUCUGGACAGGCUUGGAAGGCCGCCGAGACCUUGGACAUCAACAGCCUUAAGUGCGAUGAUGAGGUACAAGUGUUGUUGAACCACCUGUGGGCCGAGCUGGAGCCUUUGGAGUUUGUGCGGGUGUUUAAGACACUUUAUGGAUUCUAUGAGCAGUUCAAGCGGCAGAAGGGUCAGGACGUGGUUGCGUACGACUCUGCCUUUAGAGCCCAGCUAAAGCUCCUGGAGGAGGCAGGGGCUGGAAUAGAAGGCCUGACCAAGGGAUAUUGGUUCAUGGCCAAGGCCGAUAUCUCCGAGGACUUGCGCCAGAAGAUCGUUUCUGCUUCGGGCGGCAGCUAUGAGUAUGAGAAGUUGCGGGACGCUCUUGCAGCCAUCAGUCCGACCGUCAGUCGCGCUGAUCACCAAGGUGACAAGGAGGGCGGCCAAGCGCGGCUCUGGAAGAGCAGGCGCUUCGAUCAUCGAGUCAACAUGGUCGGUGACUUUGGAGACGACGAUUCCGACAACUAA
This is a messenger RNA of Symbiodinium pilosum, 867 nucleotides long. The record is from the annotation of a GenBank genome assembly. Lineage: Eukaryota; Dinophyceae; Suessiales; Symbiodiniaceae.